Messenger RNA from Phytophthora sojae, 957 nucleotides. RefSeq lists its product as hypothetical. Lineage: Eukaryota; Oomycota; Peronosporomycetes; Peronosporales; Peronosporaceae. Bases 1 to 957 code for a protein of 318 amino acids. The transcript is spliced from 4 exons. The record is from RefSeq and is a predicted model, not a curated record.
AUGCUUCUCUGCCAAGUUGUGGAGCAGAUCGUCCCUCUUGUAGGCGCUGGUCCAACCGAUCGCCAACCUCAAGAUGACAAUGGAAGCGACGCAGGCGCGGUUGAAAGCGGGGACGACCUCGAUCCAGCCGAGGAAGAAGAGCGCGAUGAAGUCUUGUCUGGUACCGCCCAAGCCAGAGGUGGUGACGUAAUUAGCCAGUACGCACAGCGCACGGCUCUCGAGGGCCCAUCUACACCAACUACCCAGGUUGAGGGCACCAUUAUGACCGAUUCGGGUCCUAUCGACGCCAGCUUAGCCGCUGACUUCCAUCUAUCUGCUGACGAAUCAUCUGAAGACGGCGAUGCUGAAGACGCCCGUGAAGCCGAGGAGAACGAAAAUCUCAGCAACGCCAGCAAUCGCCUAGGCGGGCAAGACUUGCGCAACAUGUUGAACGCCAACGGUAAGCGUUCUCCAGCCGAAGGAGCUAGGACGGAUGGAGCAACUAACGGCGCUACGUAUGCGAAGGGCAAGCGGGUUCGCGUUAAACAGCGCCUUGACGAAAUCGGAAAGGACGUUGAUGCCCUCGAGCGACAGCAGGCCACUUCCAACGGAGGGCUGAUGAGCAUGCUUCUAGUCCUUCAAAAAGACAGCGACCGACGCGCGGAAGCAGAGGAGCGACGACGCAGAGACGAGAGAGGAGAACGACUGGAAAUUGAAAAGAGAGAGCGCGAAGAGAGAGAAAGAGCUCGGCAGGAAGAAGCGAGGGCUGCAGAAUCCCGUAGACAUGACGAGAUCGAGGCUGCUCGUCUUCAACGAGAGGAGCUUCGCCGCGAGGAAGCCGCACGCCAGACCCGGCUUGAACUCGAGCGCGAAGAGAGUAAGCGUCGCUUUGAGGAGAGGAUGGCUCUCGAUCGUGCCGAGGCGAGGCAGCGUCAUGAGCAAAUGAUGCUUGUGCUGAAGAACAUGCUGCCGAAGUAA